AGGAAUAGACCUGCGUACUCUUUCUCCGUAACUUGACCACCUUGAGCGACGACAAGAGCUAUCCAGACUAGGCAGCAAUGGUCGAUUCUGGCCAGAUUAUUUUGGAGAACGUGUCUAGAAAAUCUUCGGUCACAGAAGACAGAGGCUGGGAAGAUGUCCUUUUAAUUCCGGCCUACAUAACGGCAAUCUCAUGCGUGAUGCUCGUCGGGCAAGCCAUCUACUAUACCUUUGCCCAUUCGAAGGAACGAGCACUGUCAUCUGUCGACGCUGAUGACCAGGGUGUAGACAUUACCAACUCUAGCCAUUUGUCGCAUCUGAGAGCGCAUAUAGACGAACUUGGAGGUCUUCGGCUUUUCUUUUUCAGGUUUAUACGCUUGCUCGCGUGUCUUGCACUAGUUGUACUCUCCGUAGCUACAAACCUACAGCAACUCACUAUGACCUACACAUAUGCGUCAUGUCUGUCCUUGUUCUCGCUUUCUGCCAAAUCACCAUGGGAUGGAACUGCUAGUAAUCACCUCAAUGUUGUGCUACUGGCUUCAUUCGCCCUCUUCGCCUACCGUGACCUUUGGCCACUUGCGACCUACACACUGACACCUGCCGAUGGAGCGGAAGGAUGGUUACUUUGGAUGGAGAUCGCUGUACUGUCUUUCGCAGCAGUCCUCAUUCCCUUGAUCUCACCUAGGCAAUACGUACCCGUUGAUCCUGAGGACGGUAACGAACCAAACCCGGAACAAACUGCGUCUUGGCUCUCACGGCUCUUCUACAUUUACUGUGAUCCAGUGGUUCUGAAAGCAUUUCGAGUGCCCCAUAUGAAAAUCGACGACUUACCGCUUUUGAGCGACUUCAAUCGGACGAAGUAUCUAGUCAAAGAAAGCUUCCAACAUCUCGAUCCACUUCUUUCUCCCAGUAAAAGGCACAUCGGCUUGAAAUUGAUAUUCAAGAUCUUUCCUGUCGAAUAUGUGAGAAUGGCCCUUGCAAUGAUCGCCUUUAGUGGAUCGACCAUGGCAGGUCCAAUUGCCAUCAACCGACUUUUGGUCUAUCUUGAAACUGAAGGCACAGAUGCAUUCAUCCGACCCUGGCUCUGGGUGUUAUGGAUCCUCUUUGGUGAUACAUUGACUUCUAUCACAAUCAAUUACUACAAUUAUCAGGCUUCAGUGGUUGUUGUUCAAUGUCAAGGCAUUUUGACACAGCUUGUCUUUGAUCAUGCACUUCAUAUCCGUGUCAAAGCUGAAGUCUCCAAACUUUCCUCUGCUGCUACUAGUGAUAUGGCUGCUGUUCUCACUUCCAAUACUGCAUCAGCAGCUGAGGGUGAUGGUCCACCUAUAUCUUUACAGUCUUCUACUGCUACUGCAUCUCAUGCUGCAUCAAGUUUCACCAAAGGCAAGAAUACAGGAUCUGAGGCUGACAAGGCAAAGGAACCCAUAGGAGUUGAGAAGCAUAAUCUUACUGGAAGACUGAACAAUCUUGUAACAAGUGACAUGGACAGUCUUCUGAGUGGUCAACAGUUUAUGUGGAUAUUAUUUUUCUUGCCAAUACAGCUUGUAUUUAAUAUCUGGUUCUUGUAUACAUUGUUGGGAUGGGGUGUGCUCCCAGGUUUGGGUGCAAUGAUCUUGAUGUCACCUUUGCCUGGACUCAUUGCCAAGCUAAUCAAUAAUACUCAAGAACAAAAGAUGAAAAAGAGUGAUGCAAGGGUACAGAGUGUCACUGAAACCUUGAACAUAAUCAGAAUGGUAAAACUUUUUGGUUGGGAGAUAAACAUGGGCAAGCAGAUUGCUCAGAAGCGAGAUGAAGAGCUGGUAUUUGUCAGAAAGCUCAAAUUUCUCCAGUUGAAUGAUUUUAUCAAUGCUGUCCUUCCAAUUGUGAUGAUCCUCACAUCUUACAGCAUCUAUACCCUGGUUAUGAAUCAACCUCUUAGAGCAUCUCAAAUCUUUGCAUCUAUCAUGUUAUUCCAAUUUCUUGAAGGAAACUUGCACAUGGCAUUCACAUUUAUGCCAGGAAUCAUUGAAGGCAAAGUAGCCUUGGACCGUAUGAAUGAGUUCAUUCAACAGACAGAGCUUCUGGAUAAGUAUACCUCACGCAAGUCAAGUGACAUCCAGGCUAUAGUGCUGACUUCCCAAGAUGAGUUUUCCUCAAUCGGUAUUGGCCAAUCCUCAUUCACUUGGACGAGCGAAGAAUAUGCGGGCGAUAUUACUCCAUCAUCAAUGCAGCCCAGAUUUAUGCUCCAUAUUGAUGAUGAGGUGUUGUUCAAAGCAGGAUGCAUCAAUCUGAUCAUCGGACAAACGGGCUCUGGGAAGACGUCACUUUUGAUGGCUUUACUAGGGGAGAUGCACCGUAUUCCCACUGGGCCACACUCUUUUAUCAACCUUCCAAGGCAAGGCGGUGUUGCGUAUCAUGCGCAAGAGUCGUGGGUUUUAAACGAGACAAUCCGGGAUAAUAUAUUGUUCGGUGCUCCAUAUGACGAGCAUCGUUACAAUACGGUGCUCGAACAAUGUGCCCUCAAGCAUGACAUAGAGCUCUUCGAAGCGGGCGAUCAGACUGAGGUUGGAGAAAAAGGCCUAACCCUAAGUGGCGGACAAAAGGCUCGCGUCACCCUCGCUCGGGCAGUGUAUUCUUCGGCGGAAAUUCUCCUCCUCGAUGACGUUCUUGCUGCACUAGAUGUACACACUGCUCGGUGGAUCGUCGACAAAUGUUUACAAGGAGAUUUGGUACGAGGACGCACUGUCAUUCUCGUGACACACAACGUCGCAAUGAUGGCACCUGUGGUAGAUUUUGUUGUGUCCCUGGGCCUCAACGGUCAGAUUCUAAGCCAAGGAACUCUGUCCAACGCUUUAGCAAAAGAUGAAACACUGUUAGCUGAAGUAGACAGAGAAGCCAAGGCAAUUGAGAAGGCCGAACACGAUGUUAUAGAAGCUCCGGACAUAGAUCCGACAACUAAAUCCGGGAAAUUGAUAGUCGAGGAAGAGGUUUCUGAAGGUCACCUUGGCUGGUGCGCUCUCAAACUUCUAGUUGUGAAUAUGGCAGGAAAAGGCGGCACGUUCGUGUUCUGGAUUUCCUUUAUCGGGCUCUGCGUGGCCACGAGAGCUAGUGAUAAUAUGGAAAUAUGGGUGCUUACUCUGUGGGCCAGUCGUUAUGAGAACUCAGAUCCUUCUGACGUGCCAGUCAUCCCGUACCUGACACUCUAUACUGGUGUCUACUUCUUUACAAUUCUGCUAAUGGCCAUGGCCUCCAUUGUAUGGUUCUUUGGGUCCCUACGAGCAUCGCGCAGGAUCCAUGAACUUCUGGUCAAAUCUGUUCUUGGCAGCAGCUUGAGGUGGUUAGAUCGAACACCAGUUUCUCGAAUCAUCACUCGAUGCACUCAAGACAUCCAGCAGAUUGACUCAGGAUUACCUAGCGCGAUAAAUGUGUUGAUAGACUAUACUGUGUCGAUCGUUCUCAAGUUCACAGCCGUUCUCCUCAUUUCACCUAUCUUCAUCAUACCCGGCCUGAUUCUAAUUAUUGCUGGCGUGUCUAUUGGCAAUGUCUAUAUGAAGGCGCAGUUGCCGAUUAAGCGCGAAAUCAGCAAUGCGAAGGCUCCUGUCCUUGGGCACUUCGGAUCGGCGGUCUCAGGGCUUGUUUCUAUCCGUGCCUACGGCGCUCAAGAUGCAUUCAGACAAGAAUCCUAUCGUCGUAUUGACCAAUACACACGAGCGCGGAGACCGUUCUCGGACUUGACCAGAUGGAUCAACGUCCGCAUGAAUCUACUUGCUUCGCUAUUUGCAUCUAGUUUGGCCGCGUAUCUGACGUAUGGCACAAGUAUUACACCUUCAAAGACCGGCUUCUCCCUGAAUAUGGCUGUCGGAUUCAGUAGCAUGAUCUUAUGGUGGGUUCGCUCUUUAAACGUGGUUGAAACUAAAGGCAAUAGUUUGGAGCGAAUUCAGCAAUACCUUGAGAUAGAGCACGAACCCGAGUCAACCGAGGAAGGGGUUCCUCCGGCAUAUUGGCCAGCCAGCGGAGAUCUGCGAGUCGAGAACCUGUCUGCUCGCUAUUCACCUGAUGGACCCAAGGUCUUGCAUGAGAUAUCUUUCCACAUUAUACCCGGAGAACGCGUUGGCAUCGUGGGGCGCACUGGAAGUGGAAAGAGCUCCUUGACUCUGGCACUGCUGCGAGCCAUCAUUACCGAAGGGAAGAUGUACUACGACGGUAUUGCAACCGAUACACUGAACCUCGAUGCGUUGCGUUCCAAUAUCACGAUCAUACCACAAGUGCCUGAGCUGCUCAGCGGAACGCUACGCGAGAAUCUGGAUCCCUUUUCUCAACAUGAUGACGCGGUAUUGAACUCUGCGCUGCGCUCGGCUGGCCUGUUUUCCCUUCAGAAUGAAAAUACCGAGAGUCGUCUCGCUUUGGAUAGUCAGAUUUCUGGGGGCGGAAGUAAUCUUUCAGUUGGUCAGAGGCAGAUACUAGCACUCGCGCGGGCCCUCGUGCGGCAAAGUAAAAUUCUCAUCCUGGACGAAGCUACCUCUGCUAUUGACUACGAGACCGAUGCUGUCAUUCAGAAGUCGCUCAGGAGCGAACUCGGAAAGGAUGUGACGCUCCUUACCGUUGCUCAUCGUCUUCAAACCAUCAUGGAUUCCGACAAGAUUAUGGUGCUAGAUGCUGGACGACUCGUCGAAUUCGAUAAGCCCACCGAGCUUCUCAAGAACAAGAAGAGCUAUUUCCGCGCCUUGGUCGAAGAAAGCGGCGACAAGGAAGCUCUUCUGGCCAUGAUCAAUUGAAGUUCCACGGCUCAUAGAUGUCCUCCACCUGUCCCUCGCCUUUAAAUGUGUUGGUUUUCACUUUUAGUACUUGCAUGGACCUUCGUAGUGUGCUGCAUGCCAAUGUGAACGGCUGUAUAGACAAGAAUGUCGUGUCGGGUAUGAUACAAUUAUGAUGCGACCGAUCGAUAUAUAGCUACAAGUGAGAAGUC
Molecule: messenger RNA, 4942 nt
Organism: Somion occarium
Lineage: Eukaryota; Fungi; Basidiomycota; Agaricomycetes; Polyporales; Cerrenaceae
Source: the annotation of a GenBank genome assembly